Messenger RNA from Silurus meridionalis, 4696 nucleotides. RefSeq names its product cyclic nucleotide-gated cation channel beta-1-like. Gene Ontology annotation, cellular component: plasma membrane; photoreceptor outer segment; intracellular cyclic nucleotide activated cation channel complex. Gene Ontology annotation, molecular function: cGMP binding; protein-containing complex binding; intracellularly cGMP-activated cation channel activity. The transcript has 19 exons. NCBI's taxonomy places the organism in Eukaryota, Metazoa, Chordata, Actinopteri, Siluriformes, Siluridae. Bases 133 to 2709 code for a protein of 858 amino acids. Gene Ontology annotation, biological process: monoatomic cation transmembrane transport; retina homeostasis. The record is from RefSeq and is a predicted model, not a curated record.
ACUUCUCCAACCUCCCUCAGCACUUUUCCAACAUUCCACAUCAUCUAUCCAAUCUACCUCAGCACUUGUCCAGGGUUUCUCGGCAGUGUUACGUCGCUGUUCAGAAUCGUCUGAUCAGCAUCAGACCUCAAAAUGAUGUCUAAACCUCAGCAACAGCUGGAGAGUCGGGACCUGGAGCUGGGCCACCUGGUCCGCCAGUCCCCUCUCCAUGUCUCCCGUACCCCAUCCCCUUCAUCACCCGGCUCCGUUCUGGAUUUGCCCAAUGUGCCCGUUUAUCCCCGUCUUCCCCCUAUCAGUCCAUCACGUCAGCUCUCGGGCCUCUUCAACCCUACCUUUAAUGCCGAGGAUGAACUCAAAUCCACUAGACCUUCAGCUAGCUCCAGACUGAGCAUUCACCCCGCUGUAAAUGUAGAAGACAUGGACUCAGACAGUGAGCAGCACGGGAAAACUUCCCACCACAUGCCCCAGAUCAUCACCCCCCAAGACCCAAACCUCAAAACCCUCACUGUGCCUGGGCCAUCCAAAUCAACCCGAACCAGGGACAGAAAGCCACAGACUAUUUGGACGAAAAUAAAGAAGCUGUAUUCUUCAGGAGAUGAUGAAGACGACGAGCUGGAGACGGCAUUCAGAGCCUGGCCGAGUCAAAGCAGCAUCACGAGUGGCGAUGACGUCCUGAAGGAGCGUCCUACGUCAGCAGCCAGCCAGGCCAGUACCAUGGUGAACGAGCGUCUGCAAGAGCUGGUCAAACUGUUCAAAGAAAGGACGGAACGUGCCAAGGAGAAACUGAUUGAUCCUGAUGACUUGGAUGAGGACACACCUGCCACUCCUGGAGCUCCUCCUCCUCCUGAGCCUAUGAAGGAACCGGAGCCUGCUGAGGAAAGUCCAUCUGCCCCUCCUAAAGAAGAAGUUGAACAGGAAGUGUAUACCAAACUGCUGUGCUUCAAGGUGAAGCCUCAGUCCAGGAUCGGGCGUGUGAUUCAAUACCGUUUCCCAGCCAGCAUCGACCCGUUCACCAACCUUGGAUACGUCCUGUGGCUCUUUUUUGUCACUUUGGCCUGGAACUGGAACGUGUGGAUGAUCCCGGUGCGAUGGGCUUUUCUUUACGACGUUAAAGGAUCCCUUUACCUAUGGCUGAUCGCCGACUACCUGUGCGAUGCCAUCUACAUUCUGGACAUCCUGCUCUUCCAACCGCGCCUGCAGUUCAUCUGCGGAGGCGAUAUUAUCAGUGACAAGAAGGAAAUGAGAGCCAAUUAUAUGAAAGAUCUGAGAUUUAAGCUGGACGUGAUCAGUCUUCUUCCACUGGAGCUCUUCUAUCUUCUAGAUGGGGUCAAACCUCUUCUUCGCUGCCCACGGAUACUGAAGAUCUUGUCUUUCUUUGAGUUCAACACACGUCUGGAGGCCAUUUUGACCAAAGCCUAUGUCUACAGAGUCAUUCGCACCACCAGCUACCUGCUUUACUCCCUGCAUGUUAACGCCUGCCUUUAUUACUGGAUGUCGACCUUACGAGGCCUUGGGGCUACGCCCUGGGUGUACAAUGGAGAGGGCAAUGCAUACAUCCGGUGUUUCUACUUUGCUGUGAAGACUCUAAUCACUAUCGGUGGAUUGCCAGAACCAACCGCACUCGAAGAGUAUAUUUUUCAGCUCAUCAACUACUUUAUCGGUGUAUUCGCCUUCUCCAUCAUGAUUGGACAGAUGCGAGAUGUAGUGGGCGCUGCAACAGCUGAUCAGACUCAAUACCGCUCGUGUAUGGACAACACUGUGAAGUACAUGGGUUCUAAUCGCAUCCCUAAAGACGUGCAGAACCGGGUAAAGACCUGGUACAACUACACAUGGCAGUCUCAGGGCAUGCUGGAUGAAGAUGAGUUGCUUAUGCAGUUGCCAGACAAGAUGAGGCUUGAUAUAGCAGUUGAUGUGAAUUACUCAAUUGUUAGUAAAGUGCCUCUGUUUGAGGGCUGUGACAGGCAGAUGAUUUACGACAUGCUGAAAAGACUCAGAUCAGUUGUGUAUCUUCCCGGAGACUACGUAUGCAAAAAGGAUGAAGUAGGCAGAGAGAUGUACAUCAUAAAGUCAGGAGCGGUUCAGGUAGUCGGCGGUCCAGAUGGCAAAACAAUAUUCGUGACUCUGAAAGCGGGAUCUGUGUUUGGCGAAAUCAGCUUGUUAGCGGUGGGAGGAGGAAACCGGCGAACCGCCAACGUCAUAUCACACGGUUUUGCUAAUCUCUUCAUCUUGGACAAGAAGGGCCUCAACGAAAUCCUUGUGCAUUACCCCGAGUCCCAGAAACUGCUACGCAGGAAAGCAAAGAAGAUGCUGGCGGAUAAAAAUCCGGAGAAGAAGAAAGAGGAGGAGAAGGAGCCAGUGCAGGUGAUCCCUAAGCGGAAGGAAACCCCUAAACUGUUAAAAGCAGCACUGGAAAUGACUGAGAAAGAGAAAUCAGGCCUGCGAGGCACACUGGCUAAGAUGAAGGGAAAAAAGAAUAACAAGUCCUGUGUUUCAUUGCAGCCAUCCGUGUGUUCCUCAGUGCUACCAGGCUCCCCGAUGGAGAGGCAGCACUCGGAGCAAGAAGCUGACAUUCUGUCUCAGAUCUCAGACAGCGUUAUACAAGGACUUCCCAUCAGCCCCUCCGGCCUUGAAGAUGAGACAUGCUCUGUGCAGGAGGGACCAACAGGAAACGAGAGGACGAUAGUGGGGAAGGACAGGACGGCCGAGUAAUCGGGAAGUGUAUCAGGUGAUGAGGUAACAAGGCUAUGGAGGGCCAAAUGGGUCAUUUUUUAUCUUCAUUUUUCUUUCUGGAUGGAUUAAAAUUUUACUUAUUCAGGUCUCAGAUUUGAAGUAUGAAUAAGAUCUGGAUUGAUUUGUUCUAAGAAAGGGCUCGAAAUACCAAUGAACUGGACUGGUUUUAUUCCUAUUUCGGAAUUUUCUGCCACGUAAAUCCCAAAACAUAUAUACUUUUUGUGUGUGUUUUUUUAUGUAUAUACGGAGAAGUGCACCUUCAGCAGUUUGUGCAUUUUAGCAACUAAAUAGGACAAAAAGUAAUCAAUAGUAGCAGCGAUUCUAGAGAUGUUUGUCACAUGUACAAGAAACGGUUACACCAUCCACUGAAAUUCUUACCCUGUGACUCCUCCAAGUAGCCCAUGAUAUUAACUAAGGACAUAAAGAAAACUAAAUACAUAAAUCAUGAAUGUCCCUGGUGUGUGUGUAAAGUGUGUGUGUAAAGAUCUGAGGUAGAAUGGGUCCAAAGGGGUGUGUGUGUGUGUGUGUGUGUGUGUGUGUGUGUGUGUGUGUGUGUGUGUGUGUGCGCGCACAAAAUACACACAGGAAGUCCCCAGUCAGUCUUGAUAUCCAGUAUAUUAAUAUAUUAGUAUCUAAUCCUGUCAUUUCCUCCUGUCAAAGUUAUAUUUGUUGCAUUUGUAUAUAUUUUUUGUGUGGUGCAGUUGUUCCACAGGAUGCUGCUGCUUUAUAUCUGUAAUACUUUCAAAUUUCUGUGACAGGUAAUUUUUAAGGGAGACACAAACACACACACACACACACACACACACACACACACACACACACACACACACACGUGGGAUAUUUAUAUUAGGCAAAAAGCCUAAUAUAUACUAUAUCUAUAACUAUAUAUAUAUGAACAUUUUGUCCUCAAAGUUGAUGUUUGAGGAUUCGAGCGAGUUUGACAAAUUUUGAAGUCUAGACGUCUGGGUCAUAGUGUCUCCAAAACUGCAGCUCUUGUCGGCUGUUCCUGGUCUGCAGUGGUCAGAAUCUAUCAAAAGUGCUCCAAGGAAGGAACAGUGUUGAACUGGACGAGUCUCAUUAAUGCACGUGAGGAGCGAAGGCUGGUCCGUGUGGUCCGAUCCAACAGACGAGCUCCUGUAUCUCAAACUGCUGAAGAAGUUCAUGCUGUUAGUACAUCAUUCCAUUUUAAUCUAAUUUGCUAUAUUUAUUCAUUUGUAUAGUCCAGACUUUAGGUUUAAACUCUGUAAAAUGCCCGGCCCCAAUCACUGUCACGCUUAUUGCCAAUUGCUUUUACUAUCAUUUGUGUUGGAGUUACAUUUACAACUUUGUGUUUUCAUGAUAGUGUGAUGCAGCACAAUGCUUUUUAGUGUGCUCACUUAUUUACCUUCUUAUAUAAUCAUCCAUUUACUACACUGAAGUUUCCACAUGCCUGGUUAGUAGUAUACUGGCUAAUAUUUAUUUAUAAGACUUUUUUCCUGAUGAUCGUCCAUAGCUGGACAAAGGCCUGAUGCAGAGUGCACUUGGAAAACGUUUUCACGUCCAAUUAGCUCAUUGAAGAGGAACGCUGAACACUAAGUGAGGUGUGAACCUCGAGCAGAGUUUUCUUCUUUAUAACAUCCAGAUGUUGAGGGAAAAAAGGGCUGGGAGUCACCGAUGCAUUCGUUUGACAGAUUUUAGAUAUUUGGAAGGGUUUUUUAUAAGAAGGAUCUGAUGGUGGAAAUUACUUUCUAAGGAAAUUUUCCAAACUAUUGCCUUCAGUUUCAUAGCGACAUUGGAAUACAUUUUGGUGCAUUUUCUAAUGAAAUUUAUUUACUCAGGUGUUUCAUUUUGUUUGCAUGCGAGAAGGUCAAACUUGGGUUUUUUUUGUUAAAUUAUUAUAUUAUUUAUAAUGAAUGAAUGAAUUUUAUAUUAUCAAAUGAUCUUUUGAAUAUAGGCACAUUUUAAUAAUAUUUUUAUAUUUUUAAUA